This is a messenger RNA of Gordionus sp. m RMFG-2023, 4122 nucleotides long. RefSeq lists its product as uncharacterized. NCBI's taxonomy places the organism in Eukaryota, Metazoa, Nematomorpha, Gordioida, Chordodea, Parachordodidae. Gene Ontology annotation, cellular component: cytoskeleton. The record is from RefSeq and is a predicted model, not a curated record. The transcript has 17 exons. The coding region runs from base 88 to 3924 and encodes 1278 amino acids. Gene Ontology annotation, biological process: establishment of epithelial cell polarity.
CAAAUUUUUUUUCACCACCUACUAAAUUUUGGUUAUUUAUCAGUCAUAUACCCUUCAUUUUCUUUUCCUUAAAGAAGAAGAAGAAGAAUGCACAUUCUGAAGCGAAUUUACGGGAUGAUCGAAGCCCGUAAAACAGUCGUUCACUUCAACGACACCAAAUUGGACAUUAUCGUUCAGCCUAGAUUAUACGCAGGGGAGUUACUGGACAUAGUGUGUUCUCAUUUCAACUUAAAAUCCAAAGAAUACUUUGGGCUCUGUUACGUUCAAGAUAACGAUGUCAACAAGACCCACUGGCUACAAAUGGACAAGUACGUUUUGGAGCACGAAUUUUUUGAAAACCCUUGUCGCAAUACAUCGAUUGAAAACACGAAUGACGAUAAACAUAGUAAUAGCACGCGUUUCAAUAAUUGUGGGAAACGCAAAUACCAAGAACCACUCUUGCGUCUACAUUUUAAAAUGAAGUUUUAUCCCGAUUCAGUUGGAUCUAUCUCUGAUCCACGCCUACUACAAUUGCUUUUCAUUCAAUGCAAAUCCUCUUUAAGCAACAACGAAAUAUUAUUUUGCAAUACGGGUCAAAACUGCGAACUCCUAGCUUUAUCCCUGCAACCAUACGGCGAUUUUCAAAGCUAUGAAACCUCUAAAUCCAUGCUUCAAUUCAUGUAUGGCGCUUCGGAUAUUCGCGAAAUUUUACAAACUAGUCUCGAUGAAAUAUGUCGAAAUCAUGAAAAAUUAAUUGGUAUGUCCCGGGGUGAAGCCAUUAUUAAAUUCAUGCAAGACAUUCAACAAAGUCCCACAUUCGGAGUUCAUUAUUAUCGAGUCAAAGACAAACAUAAUUUAUCGUAUUGGUUGGGUAUCAGUAACAACGGUAUAACGCAAAGCCACUUGGAUAGCAAACUCAAUAUUCUCUCCACUUUCCAUUGGCAGGAUCUCGAAAAUUUGUAUUAUAGGGACCGAAAGUUUUCUAUCGAGAUACACGAAAAUAAAAGAAGUCAAAACAGUGGGAAUCCUUUUUCUUCCUCAUCUUCUUCCAACAUAUCCGUUUACAAUUGGUACGCCGAAACAAACAAUCUUGCAAGGAGUAUAUGGGCCCUAUCUGUUCUUCAGCACCAAUUUUAUCUGGAGCAUCAACAUUCAACUCAAUUAAUUGAUACAGAAACAGCGAAUAAUGUUAUUGCGGAAUUGAAUAAAAAUGUAUACAAUUACGAGAUCAAUGUGCCUAACGGUUUAAAACAGCCAUUCCCUAAAAACGAGAAAUUUACCAAAUCUGAGGAAGAAAACUCUGAGAUGAAUUUUGUGAAAAGAGAAAAAUUACUAAAUAAAAGAGAUGUUUUACUGGCAGAAUUGGAAGAAAAGAAAGCUCUCUUAUGUCAACUAUACGACGAGGAAACGGAAAUUUUAAGUCUCGUUACUCUGACUCCAGAUCAAACCCAAGAAUAUUCCUCUUCACUCUUGUUAUCUCUAUGCAAUGAAAUAGUUCCUCGCGAAAAUUCUAAAUAUAAAUUUUCCAAUUUGCUCAAUCCUACUCCAAAAGCGACGCAUUUCCGCGAUUCAGAUACGAAAAGAAGCACCAUUAAAGAGACCACUUUCAAGAUCCCAUUAGAUUUUCUAUCAUUGACGUCUAGUCAAUUAGACGACGCCACAAAAAAUCACUUUAACGGCUCUAACUUAAGCGGAAAUGAGCGUGAUACCGAAAUCGCGGUCAUAGGCAAAUUGUGCCGACGGAUACAAGAAUUAAAGAUGGAUCGGGAGGUCCAGAACAAAAUAUGUAGCGCAGCUUUAAGGCUCACUCGAGAACCUUCUCUCAACAGGAACGCUAAAAGGGCCAGGAAGGUUGCUUAUGAAAAAUCCUUCACUAAGCUGAAAGGAAUCGAAGAAAGGCUCGACAAGCUUUCCUCUAUACUGGCCCUAGACAAAACCUUGAUAAAUGCCGAUUCCAACAAUCUUCCAAACACUCACAACCCCAAGCUACUUACAAGGAAAUCCGACCUAUCCCCAAACCAUAAUCGUAUAGUUAAUGCAGCGCUUAACUAUUCCACCUCUUUAUUUUCCACCCUCAAAAGGGUGGGAAGUAAAAAAUCCAUUCCCCCUUCCUCCCCAUCUUCCCACAAAAUGAAACCGGACUCUAGGCUAGUUUUUAAUUAUGAAAAUAAUAAAAUAGCAGCCAGACGUAGGCCUAGCCUGCUGGUCACUAAAUCUUUGAACGAUUUAGUCGGUCAUAAACAAUUAUACGAUUCACCUUAUAUACCUGUCAACGAUAACAACGACGCGCCUUGUUUCAAUGGGGCAAAUCAAAUUAAUUAUGAUUACAAUCUUGAUAUUUCCCGAACGUCUCUCCACCCCAUCACAACAUCAAAGUUUAUCAACGACCCUUCCUGGAAUCCACAUAACACCCACAAUAUUGACCACGUAGCGACCAACGAGUCAGAAAUGGACAAUUAUCUUACCAUUUCCUCAUAUAGCCGCCUAGCAUCCCAAAGCGAUAAUAACAGCAUAAAUAGCACUGACACCAUAUCCUUAAAUCUAUCAUCUUCCAACGAGUGUCCCUCCAAGGCUAAGAAGCUUCUUUCAACCGUUUCUCUACCACCUUACAAACCCUCCCGCUCUUCUUUUUACGGACCUAAAAAUGACGAAAGAGAUCGAAUCAACCAAAUAUCGUACGAGGAUUUGGAAUUAUACGCCGCCACUUCCGGCGGAAAUCGGGUCCUCGCGACCAAAAAUAUUAAUAAGAUCAAAAUUUUUUCUGAUAUCAACGAUAUGAGCGACGACGGCUCAAUAAACUACGAUUCGUAUUCGAGUCUUAGAUCUCACAGUUUUACCACAUCUUUAAAACUACCGGAGAGUUCUGUAGAUUUUUCAUCCAGUUUGGAGAAUUCCGGCCGCAGUAAAGAUGCAAACCAGAAAUUUUGCAAUGAUAUUGAUGAAAUCGGUAAUCUUAUUGAAGAUGAAAACCUCGCCGCUUUAAGAUGGAAUCGAGUUGAGAAUGUUUUAGACCACGUUAAAAAUACAGGCAUAUGUCCUCUAACAGAGGCCAAUUUUUCAUCGACGAAUAACAACAACUUUGUUCAUUAUGAUAAUGAUACCUAUUACGAUUCCUGUUGCACCCUGGACGAGUGGGGAGCAUUCCAGAAUACGGUUCAUGAAAAUGGUAUACAACCAAUUUUGGGUGGAUGUUUGAAUGGAGAAAUUCAAUGCCCCCAAAAUGACAUCGACGCUUCCCGCGCUAGCGACAAAUUCCUAUGCGAUAGUAACUCAGAUCCCGCGAAUUAUCCACAUUUUUCGAAUUCCGCUAAAUCCGGUUACUUCCCCAGCGAAGUUUACAACACCAAAUGCAGUUAUCGGUCCAAAAAUUAUCCAACUUUAGCCCAGGAUAAGGAAAUAGAAAAAAUUUCCCCUCUCUUUUCAGGGGCCCAUUCAUCGGAUGCUCGAAAUGGAAAUCAAGAUUUUCAAGCCCUGGGCGCCAUAUGCCAAACUUUUACGGAAACUAUAAAGCCUUACGAAUUUUCCGAUUUUGUCAGGUACUCGAAAAGUCCCAAUAAAUCCUACGCUAACUUCCGCAAAAACUGUGAUACAUCAACUCCUCCCCUUUCCCCCGAAUACCCUUUCGAAACGAAUUCUAAUAACGUCGCUUACAUAUGCAAAACCAAACCUGUCGAUAAUAUUUGCCUCCUUUUUGACGCUCAAGACGGUAAAAAUACCUGCAACGUCGUAUCAACGACCGCUCAACAUCUCGCUCCAACACUAUUCGGAUCUUGUGUUCCUAUCGAAACGAAUACUAUUUUUCGGAAAAAUACGAUGGACGGAGUUAAAAAUAAAUUUGAUACCGUUGACUCGAUGCAUAAAAAGAAAUUAUUGCUUCUUAAGCAGUCGAUAUCCAAAGAUUCUGGUAUUGGGGGUUCUUUAAUGGAUGUACCUCGAGGAUGCUAAGAAAGAAACAUUUAAAAUUAAACUACAAGCUUAUGCAUUUAUACGAUAAAUACAAGAAAAUCAUUUUAUAUCCUUAGAUCAAUUUAUUUAUCAAAAUUUAAUACAAAUCAAUCAGAUUAUAUAUUUUUUAUAUUAAAAUAUACUAUAGCUAUAUAAUAAUUUUAAGCCUAAUCAAUUUGUAUAGGAAUUUUUUUUAAA